Melanotaenia boesemani (Boeseman's rainbowfish) is the source of this 3864-nucleotide messenger RNA. RefSeq names its product neurotrophin 3 (gene ntf3). The record is from RefSeq and is a predicted model, not a curated record. Lineage: Eukaryota; Metazoa; Chordata; Actinopteri; Atheriniformes; Melanotaeniidae. The coding region runs from base 113 to 1012 and encodes 299 amino acids. Gene Ontology annotation, biological process: positive regulation of peptidyl-serine phosphorylation; negative regulation of neuron apoptotic process; neuron projection morphogenesis. The transcript is spliced from 2 exons. Gene Ontology annotation, molecular function: growth factor activity; nerve growth factor receptor binding.
CGCACAGACAGGCGGCAGCCCUCACAAAGUGGGAAGUUUUCGCCAAAGGAUUCUGAGUAAAAAAAUUAAUCACCUUCAUGUCGACUCUGUUGGAUACUAACCCGCCGAUGCUAUGGUUACCUUUAUUACGAUCUUACAGGUGAAUCUAGUGAUGUCCAUCCUGCUGUAUGUGAUGGUCCUUGUGUACCUUUAUGGUAUCCAGGGAACCAACAUGGACAGCAGUCACCAGGGACAACAGCAGCAGCAGCAGCAGCCGAGUCCCAACCCUUUAAACUCUCUCAUAAUCCAGCUGCUUCAGGCUGACCUGACAAGAGGGAAGACCAGGGGGAACCAGAGCCAGCAGGGGAUAAGCAGGGACGCAAAACUGCAGAACACACUGCCCCCUCUCCUGAGCUUUUCCUUGGAGGAACAGGUUGAUGCAAAGCAGUGGGGGCCAGGGGGCCGCAGUGGUGGGCGCAGUGAUGGUGUGGUCAACCAACAGGGAGUGCUGUUAAAUGUGGACCUCUUUAGGAAGUACAAGCGGUACAGUUCACCUCGGGUGCUGCUGAGUGACCGGCCACCACUACAGCCGCCACCUUUGUACCUUGCAGAUGAUUUUGUGAGCAGUGGAGCAGAUGGAGGGGCAGCUGGAAACAAGACACGAAAGAAGCGGUAUGCUGAACACAAGAGCUACCGAGGGGAGUAUUCUGUUUGCGACAGCGAAAGUCGGUGGGUGACAGGUAAAACCCAAGCUGUGGACAUUAAGAGUCGAUCUGUGACUGUUGUACCCAAAUUUAAAGGCCCUGCCAUGCAGGACCUCAAACAGUACUUUUAUGAGACACGCUGUCGGACCCCUAGGCCCGCCAAAGGAGGCUGCAGGGGCAUUGACGAUAAGAACUGGAACUCACAGUGCAAGAACGUAGAGACAUUUGUUCGAGCACUAAUACAAGUUCAUAAUUCUAUGACCUGGGAGUGGAUACGCAUUAACACUUCCUGUGUCUGUGCACUGUCAAGAAAACGCCGUAGGACGUAACCAAAACAGCGGGAGCCUUUCUGGGGACUACCAAUUUGGAAUUCUACUUCCUGUAUUGGAUUUUAUUUCUUCUUCACAGUGCUCCCUACCCAGGAUUCUGUAUCAUGGUGGUAAACAGCAACAUUCUGCUGAAGAAAUCAUGGGUCCAUUUAAAUGAUAUUUCACGUUUAUGUGCUGCAAGAUGGUUCAGCACUGCUGUUUUGGAAGAACUUCCUUGAGAAGAAGCAGAGAUGUGGUUGUGUGAGGCAGAACUGUACAUAUAAGUUAUUUAAAUUAUAUGAAAUGCAUGUAGUUUAUACAUGUUUAUCUAUCUAAAUAUGAUGUAUGAAUAUAUUUGUGUUAUUUAUUGAAAGAAAUCUUCAAAAGCAAAUAAUGUUAAAAAAAAGAGGAAUGAAACAAGCUAUGAACUUGCUUUGAGACUAUAAUACAGAGCUGGGCUGCAAAGGUGCUUCACAGUGAGACUUUAUGUGCCUUGACUGGUGUUGCUGCAGAGCAGAGAGAUAGGACAUGGUAACAACAGUUGCCGUAAAUGUUUUGGCAGUGAACUUGAAAAGUGACCGACCUGCAGGGGCCAAUCCUGUCCAGACAGUUGAUAUGGAGCCCAAAUUCUUAUCGCUGUAAAACCAAAAUGGAGAUAUGAGACUUGUUAACAUACAUUUCCAUUGUCUUCACUGUUGACCCUACAUUUAUGUUGUAUUUGAGUUCAUUUGUGACAGCAGGAGACAUUUCUGACUAAUCAAAAGGAAAUUCUUAAAGAAACUCCUGCUAAUGACUCGUGGAAUUUAAAGGAAAUCCAUGGGCUGCAUGUUCAUCAAGUUUUGCUAUCACCUGGUAUCGUGAGCUGUUUUUGUUUCUUCCUUUUAAUAAAAACCCAAAUUUCCUGCGGUUGGAAACACUUCACUAAUAAAUGCCCAUUUAGAGCUAUUAUGGUGCCAAAGAUAACAUUAUAUGUGUUUGCCCAUAUUGCAUUUCUUUCUUAGACAAUGCAACCCAUAUUAAAAAUCAGUUUUGAUAUGCUCAUUUUGUAGACCAAAUGAUACUCUUAUAAAAGGGAGUAUACAAUAUUUACAAUCAUAUUUCUGCUAUUGCGUGGAAAAAACCCAGCUUUGUUAUUUUGUCUUAGAUUAAUAGUUUUUGGAUUUACACUGACAGUCAGAAAUCCCUUCACAAAAGUUUAGACUUAACAGAGUUUAUGGGUGAAAAUAUAAACAGAUACAGUAAGGUUUGGAAUAUUCUGUGUUUGUUACAGUGUCAGCAUAUCCCACUGAAAGACCUAACACAUUCUUAUUCCCAUCUCGUCAGCUAUUAUGGCAAAAACUAAGCCCAGUAUAUUGGCACAAACAUCUAAUACUAGCAGUCAAGCACGGUGGUGGACAGGUGAUGAUUUGGCUUGAGCCACAGGAUGUGGACACUUUGUGACAAUGUACUCCUGUGUACAUUGCUGUGCAUGCCAAUGGCAUGUACAUGACAAUGACUCCAUCAAAACCAGCAAGUCUACAAAACAAUAGCUUGAAAAGAAAAGAAGUGGUGUGUUACAAUAACCUUAGCAAAAUUCAGACCUGGAAAUCAUUUAAAUGAUUUAAAUGCUGGGGCAACAUCUCAGCCAUGCAGAAAUGAAUGUUUGCAAACCUCAGUAACCUGCAAUGUUGAACAUUCUCAUUGUCAACUGGUAACAUUCUGCUGCAAAAUCAAGAGCCCUUUACACAAGUUUUUAAUGUUCCGAGUUCCCUAACCAUCAUUUUCCGACACAAAGGGAACUGCUCUACAGCUGCAUGAUGCAAAUAAUAUUGAAUGAGGCAGCUGGCGUUUCAAUCCAGCUGGUGGCCCUCUGCUGCCUGUCCUCACCCUUUCUGUUCCCUCUUUCUCAUACCACAAGCAACUGAAAAAGUCUUUAAAAAUUAUAACUGUUAGUGAAAGUUAAGAAAACACCAAGUCAAAUCAACAAAGCUUUAGUUAUGUAGCACUUGCAGGUCUUUACAGAACAACAAAAACAGCCAAGAAGAGUUAAAAUGGAGUGAAAAUAACAGCAACACUCACAAAGACUAUUUCCAGUAGCACUGAAAUAUAAACAAUAAUAAGACCAAAACUCUAAACAUGAAAAGGUCAAUAAAUUAAGUAGAGGCUUUAUGAAAGGGGUAAGGAUUUAGCUUGGUAAUAAAAGCAGAAAGGGAUGUUGAAUUAAAGACCCAAACUGGAAGUUGGCACUGUGGUAGAGGAGCCUGAAAACUUCAGGUUCUGCUUCCUGUUCUGGGCUGAGUUGUUGUAGGAUGAUAUCGAACAACGAGAACUUUAAGAUGGUAUGGAUUUAGACUAUUGUGUAUGUGAUGAGACGAAUCUUAAAUUUAUAUUACAAAUUAAACAGGCAACCAUUGUAGAGCAACUAAGAUAGAACAAAUACAUAAUGGAUUGUUGAUUGUUGGACAUUGUGGGACAUUUAGAAAAGCGAUUAAAUUUAUUCUAUUGCCUAAAACUUAAAAAGUGACAUGACAACAUGUUCUUUUACUGUUGCAUUACCAGAAAACCCUGCACACCCAAAAGGGAUUCUUUAGGGUUAUCCUGUGCAUUCAAAGCUGAUAAAGCAGCCGCCUGGGCAAGUCAGUAAGCAACAAGUUGGGAGUGAGAAUGGGUUGAAAGACCAAAAACAAAAAUGAAGUGAUUGUAAUAACAUGUAUUGUCUCUGUCUAAACCUUGUACAGCUCUCCAGUGUCAGAAAUCCACUGCUCUCUCAUAAAUGCUAAAAAACACAUCAGUGAGCCACGCUGCUGCAUUGUAUGUCAUGAUACAUUAUAAUCAAACCAUUUUUAUGGAUGUAUGGAGGAUGGUACAAACAAGUGAAAAAUUAAAGGAAAACU